Messenger RNA from Penaeus vannamei (Pacific white shrimp), 3614 nucleotides. NCBI's taxonomy places the organism in Eukaryota, Metazoa, Arthropoda, Malacostraca, Decapoda, Penaeidae. The record is from RefSeq and is a predicted model, not a curated record.
CGCAGAUGGAACGUUCGUGUCCCAGCCAUCGGAGGGCGCAGACGGAGGCCCAAAAUCAAUGGCUUUUCUCGCUAGUGUGCGCAUAUUGUCAAGUGUUUCUGUGCAGAUGAACCAGUAAGCAUGUCGUCAGAGUUGGGUGUGGAGAGACCGACGACUUUGGCCCUGCCAGAGUCUCGUAUGGAGAGGCGUGUCCAUUUCAGUGAUGUUGCAGGAGCACAGAUUCUGAGUGAUGAACCAACUGAAGAGAAUACCACUCCAAGCCCAAAGAAAAUACGUACAGACCCAGAGUUCCGAUACAAGCGUAAAAGAUCAUACAGUUACUCUGGUCCAGGAGAAUUCCGUAACAAGAGACGUAAAAAUAAUAUUGUACUUCCUUCAAAAUUUCUCCUUGGUGGAACUAUAUCAGAUCCACUCAAUCUUGGUUCCCUAGACAAGGAAGGGAUAGCUAAACUUGCCGAAGAUGAGGCAGCAGGGGGAACUGUAUCCAAACGAUCGGAUGCGGUUCGUGUCAUCAUACCACCGAACAUCAAUGACCCGUUAAAUUUAGAUGCUUCCUCAGAUAAUGAAGAUGUUCUCACAGAUGCCCUGCAGAAGCAACUAAGACGUAACAGGAGGAGGAGGAAACGGAAACGAAGACUGUCAGAGCCAGGGAGUGCCUCUGUUGAUGGAGAAGGAAUUGAUAAUGAUGGAGGACCAGCUGAAGAAGAGGAUUUGCAAGAGGGCAUCCUGCCAGCCCCGAUCCUACCAAAAGCUCCUCUUGAGGAAGCAAUGAAGCCACUGACAGUGAAUACAGAAUUUACAACACCAACACCACAGAGCUCAACAGAAGCACGAAAGGAAUGCACAGGACCAGUUACACCAACUGGACUAAAGCCAUCAACAAGUGGUGUCACUAGACCACCAUUCAAAAAGCAGCGAACUAAGUCAGACAAUAAGAUUGUCAGUCCAGUGAUUCCCCAACCUGGAGUGGAGCGCAAGAGACAUCCAAGCCAUUCCAGACAGUAUACUGACAAGCCUCACCUCAGCCAACAGAAUUUGGUCCCUCCCAAAAAAUACAAUCCUAAGAAUGAACAUUUUCAGUAUGGGAACUAUAACAAAUAUUAUGGCUAUAGGAACCCUGACCAGACUCCAGAUGUGAGACUAGACUUUUUGAAGCGUGACUGGUUUGAGGGCAAGGAAGUGCUUGAUAUAGGUUGUAACAUUGGACAUAUAACUUUAACACUUGCAAGGGAUUUUAACCCAAAGCGAGUUGUUGGAAUUGAUAUUGAUAAAAAACUGGUCAAUAUUGCGGAAAAGAACAUCAAACAUUAUCUUCGUAAGAGUGAUGCUGAGGAAGCCAACUUCCCCAAGUCAAUGAAAUUGUUAUAUGGUCCGUUAAAACCUCCGUUACGAGCUGAUGGCAGCCGCAGCUUCCCAUACAAUGUUAAGUUUGUUCAUGCAAAUUACGUUCUGGAGUCGGAUGAAUUGCUGGAAACUGUUCGGCCAGAGUUUGACCUAAUACUGUGUCUUAGUGUCACCAAAUGGAUACAUCUCAACUGGGGAGAUUCAGGACUUAAGAGAUUUUUUCGACGUAUAUUUUACAACUUAAAGCCAGGUGGUAGACUGGUACUAGAGCCACAGGGUUGGCCAUCAUACAGCAAGCGCAGAAAACUCACAAAAAGAAUUUUUGAGAACUACAAGAACAUCAGGUUAUUCCCCGAAAAAUUUAAUGACUAUUUACUACACGAGGUGGGAUUCAGCACAAGUGAGAAGAUGGUGACUCCUCAUCAUGCAUCUCGUGGCUUCCAAAGACCCAUCAUUGUUUACACAAAGGCUGGCAUUAGCACAAAGGUCAGCUCAUUGGGGGAAGGUAUGUCAAGAGAGGGCUCUACUAAAAGAGAGAGGAUGAAUGCAGGACGUGACUGUGAAGAUAAGAAGAAAGUGUCGGCUGAGAAAAUCAUUGACGUGGAAGCUUCUGCGAAAAAAGCUCUGAAAAGGACUUUGGACGAUUCUUCCACAGAAGCGGAAGGUAGUAGUUUGGAUAAGAAAUGCAGAAUAAAGGGCGAAAAUGAGGAACAGAGGAAUGUAGAAGUACAGACUCUAAGUAAUGAUACAAAACUUUCUUCCCAUCAAAUGACAGGACCGAAUGUAUGUGCCGAAAAUAUUGAAAACUUGAAAAAAUCUAAUAAUACCUUGGUACACACCAGUCAAGAGGCUGGUGGUCUGGUUUCAGUGACAGAAAGACAGGAUGAUUCUGUAUUGAAGGCUUGUGAUGCUAGUGUCUGUGAUACAGUCAUUACUGGUAGUACUGGUAAUAGUUCUCUGGUGAAUGAAGUAGAUUCCCAAGUAACACAUUCCCCAAGUAAUGCACAAAGUGAGAAUAAAUUUGAUAAUCUGCCUUAUACUACAGUAACUAAUGUUGACAAUACUAAGAAAUGCAGUGCCACUUCAGGACAUGUUAUUCAGGCUGUUACCCCUCCUGGUAUUUUGGUUUCUCAAGUUGACGUUUCAGAUAUAUCUUUGGCAAAAAAAGGUGAAAGUUGCACUGUUUAUAAUGUUAGAACUCUUCCAAGGGAAGAUUUUACUGUGAUAGACAACUGUAUAUCCAGAAAAACUGAGGGCAUUGACACUGGACUUGUUGAUGUGAAAAACAAUAGACAUAGCCUUGAAAAUAAGGCUUCUGUGUGUAAUGACAUUAAAUCUUUAGAUAAGGAAAUCCCCGGAGCCAUGGUGAAUAGUGAAAUGUUUGCUGGUUUAUCAAGCAGUAAAUCUCCAAGGAAUGAAAACCUUGAAUGCACAGUUGAUACUUCUCCACUCAAGCGAAAGAAUAUAGAAACAGGGGAAAAAGACAAUAACAUUUGUGAAGAAAGAAACAAUAAACAGCCGAGACUUGAAAAUCAGUGAGCAACUUCCAAACUUGUUCAUGUAAGGAGCAGACUACUGAAUUUUGCAGGAAACACAAAAGACACAGGUGUUGGUUUCCAGACAAAAUUGUUCAUCCAGUUAAUUUUUAAUAUUGGUGGGAAAAAAGUCGUAUGCCACUUAAAGUUUGGUACAACAUUUCUUUGCAUACAAUGGAAGGAGAGGAAGUAACGCAUUCAGUGUUUGAUGAAAUCCAUAGAAAGUGGGAAUGCAUGGCUGUGAAUCCAGGACUGACUGCUUGGUGGCCUUGUAUACGCUUUAACAUCUUCAAAGUUAAUGUUUAAUGAUUGCUUGAAGUGCCAGAUGUCAACUAAUUGCUUUUGGACAGCCAACAGUGCUUCAACAUCUAGCUUACAUUUUAUUUUCAAUUCACCAAAUUCCAAUGGUGAACCUUGUUUUAAUGAUCAGGCAAAUGCUUGCAUUCUUGUAUUGUAUGUAGUUGGAUUGUAUGUAUGAAAGACCAUUUUUUAUUUCAUAUUUAUUUUUUAAUUUUUCAUGUUUUUAAAGGUUUAUUAUUGUUAAAGGUUCAAAUAUUGAAAAUGUAAAUCUGAUAAAACCAGCCUGUGUCUCUUUGUAACACUAGUCGGCAAGAAUGUUAAAUUCUGCUUUUCCUUCUGUAUUUUAUUCACUGUCACAAGAACAAGCUUACAAGGCCAUUUCUGGGAAAAUUUAUGUCAUGUUCACAUAAUGUGAAAACAUGAUGUACAAUUCAU